Molecule: messenger RNA, 3100 nt
Organism: Podarcis raffonei (Aeolian wall lizard)
Lineage: Eukaryota; Metazoa; Chordata; Lepidosauria; Squamata; Lacertidae
Gene: LOXL3
Product: lysyl oxidase like 3
Exons: 14
Coding region: 32-2650 (872 amino acids)
Biological process (GO): peptidyl-lysine oxidation; inflammatory response
Cellular component (GO): membrane
Molecular function (GO): protein-lysine 6-oxidase activity; copper ion binding
Source: RefSeq, a predicted model, not a curated record
UGCGCCCGCCCCGUCCGAAGCGGAGCCCCCGAUGCUCUUCGGUGGCGGCGCGCCUGCGCCUCUCCCGCUGCCCGGGGGCUGCUCCCUGCGCCCGCCCCGCCGGCCCGAGCCAAGCGCGAGCAGGCCGGCCGGGGGCGGGGUGAAGGAGAGGCCGGCCGGGGGCGGCCCGUUAGUCGCCUGGCCUAGAACAGCGGGGCAGCGCGGCUCGGAGGCGGCGGGGACGCAGUGGAGGCGGCGCAGCUCAGCCGAGGUCCAGGCAGCCAGGACGAUGGGUCUUGCCCUGUGGGAGGUGCUUGGGCUGCUGUGUGGUGUCUGGCUGGGGGUGAGCGCCGCCCAGCAGAGCACCCCAGCGGCACCCUCAGUGCAGAGCACCCCAGCUGGCCCCAAGCUGCAGUUCCGGCUGGCUGGCUACCCCCGCAAGCACAACGAGGGCCGCAUUGAGGUCUUCUACGGCCAGGAGUGGGGCACCAUUUGCGACGACGACUUCACUCUGGCCAACGCCCACGUUCUCUGCCGCCACUUGGGCUUUGUGGCCGCCACCGGCUGGACUCACAGCGCCAAGUAUGGCAAAGGCAUCGGGCGCAUCUGGCUGGACAACGUGAACUGUGGGGGCAGUGAGAAGAGCAUCACGGACUGCCGGUCGAGGGGCUGGGGCAACAGUGACUGCUCCCACGAGGAAGACGCUGGUGUCAUCUGCAAAGACGAGCGCAUUCCUGGCUUUGUGGACUCCAAUGUGAUUGAGACAGAGCAGAACCAGGUGGAGGAGCUGCGCCUGCGCCCUGUGGUCUCCCACGCCAAGCGGCCACUGCCCGUGACGGAGGGCAUUGUGGAAGUCCGCCACCGGGGCAGCUGGGCACAGAUCUGCGAUGAGAACUGGAGCAGCCGUAACAGCCGCGUCAUCUGUGGGAUGCUGGGCUUCCCUGCCGAGAAGAAGGUCAACCGCAAUUUCUACAAGCCGGUCUCCAGGUCUCGCCCCAAACAUAGACGCAGGGAGGACUUUAGGGGCACCAAGAGGCUCUCCCUGGAGCGGCAGCCGCUCCACUACCGCCUGCACUCGGUGGCCUGCCUGGGGACGGAGGUGCACCUCUCCCUCUGCUCCUUCGAGUUCUACAAGGGCAACGCCACGGGCGUCUGCAGGGCGGGGAUGCCGGCCGUGGUCAGCUGUGUCCCUGGGCCGCUCUUUGCCACCGGGAACGCCCAGAAGAAGAAGAGGCAGCGGCAGCAGGCGGGGCAGCAGCGCGUACGGCUGAAGGGAGGGGCCAAGCCCGGCGAGGGGCGGGUCGAGGUGCUGAAAAACGGCGAGUGGGGCACUGUCUGCGACGACCGGUGGAGCCUGGCGUCCGCCAGCGUCGUGUGCCGGGAGCUGGGCUUUGGGAGCGCCAAGGAGGCUCUGACGGGGGCACGCAUGGGCCAAGGAAUGGGCCAGAUCCACCUGAAUGAGGUGCGCUGCCUGGGCACCGAGAAGUCCCUCUGGAGCUGCCCCCACAAGAACAUCACGCAGGAGGACUGCAAGCACACUGAGGACGCGGCCGUCCGCUGCAACGUCCCCUACAUGGGCCAUGAAACCACGAUCCGCAUCGCCGGGGGCCGAACCGCGUUUGAGGGGCGCGUGGAGGUGAAGCACGCCGGCCGCUGGGGCACCGUCUGCAGCACAGGCUGGAGCACCACCGAGGCCAUGGUGGCCUGUCGCCAACUCGGCCUGGGCUACGCCAUGCAUGCCGUGACGGAAACGUGGUACUGGGAUGCCAGCAACGUGACGGAGAUGGUGCUGAGCGGGGUGAAGUGUGGGGGGCACGAGAUGGCGCUGAGCCACUGCCAGCACCACAGCACCCUCAACUGCCCCAAGACGGGCACCCGAUUCGCCGCUGGAGUCAUCUGCUCAGAAACUGCCUCGGACUUGCUGCUGCAUGCCCCCCUGGUACAAGAGACGGCGUACAUUGAGGACCGCCCUCUGCACAUGCUCUACUGCGCUGCGGAGGAGAACUGCCUGUCCAGCAGCGCCCGCAAUGCCAACUGGCCCUACGGCCACCGCCGCCUCCUGCGCUUCUCCUCGCAGAUCCACAACAACGGCCGGGCCGACUUUCGCCCCAAGGCAGGGCGCCACUCCUGGGUCUGGCACGAAUGUCACGGGCACUACCACAGCAUGGACGUCUUCACCCACUAUGACCUCCUGACUUCCAAUGGCACCAAAGUCGCAGAGGGACACAAGGCCAGCUUCUGCCUGGAGGACACUGAAUGCCACGAGGACGUGAGCAAGCGCUAUGAAUGUGCCAACUUUGGGGAGCAGGGCAUCACGGUGGGCUGCUGGGACCUCUAUCGCCACGACAUUGACUGCCAGUGGAUAGACAUCACCGACGUCAAGGCUGGCAACUACAUCCUGCAGGUGGUGAUUAACCCCCGGUACGAAGUGGCGGAGAGCGACUUCACCAACAACGCCAUGAAGUGCAACUGCAAGUAUGACGGCCAUCGCAUCUGGGUGCACAGCUGUCAUAUAGGUACUUUCCGAGGGGUUUGGGGGGGGCUUGCUGGGUGUCCCCUCCUCUUCCUCAUGCCCUCCUCUGGUCCUUUUGCUGCAGGUGAUGCUCUCAGUGAGGAGGCAAACAGGCGCUUUGAACAGUACCCAGGACAGCUCAAUAACCAGAUUUUAUAGGCCAGACCACAAGCGCCACCGGCUGGCCUGCCCCACAGAAGGGGGGCUGAACCCUGAAAGCCCAUGACAGACAGACAGCGGCUCACCUGGCGCGCCACAGCCCUGGACGGUGCAAAGAAGCCGGUUGGCAAUGGGCAGAGGAAAGCAGGCUGCUGACCCCCUGCUCGCCCCCCCUCCAUAGGGGAGCUGGGACUGAACUGCAAGGCCAAACCCCCCUUCCCCCAAAACCCCCACCUCAAAGCUGUUUGCUUUCUUUCCCACAAAUGGGAGCAUCUGACAUGAUGGAGAAAUUGCGGGGGGGGGGGGUCAGGAGGAAGGCUGUCUACACCACUCCUGUCUGCCUGCUCAGGAGCUGCUCCUUCUGCCCCCCUGCACAGCCCCCCCUUUUCUGGUGCUGCAGGCUCUGAGGCCAGUUCUUGUUUCCUAUAUAAAGUUCAUGUCUUUUGUCCA